CCGGGUCAAUGCAGGACACUGGGUUCCUGCGGGCCGAGUGGGGUACGAGGUGAAGCGGAGCGGGUCCGGGGCCGACCGGGACCCCGCCGGAGGCUGAGCGGCGACCACGGCGGUGGCCGGGAGGGAGGGGAAGAGAGGCGCAGCCCGCGGAGCCGCCGCAGCAGCUCCCCGCCUCCCGGGCUGAGAGGAACUUUAGGAAAGGAAGAUGGAUCAACCUAGUGGAAGGAGUUUUAUGCAAGUAUUAUGUGAGAAAUAUAGUCCUGAAAACUUUCCUUACCGCCGUGGUCCUGGGAUGGGCGUCCAUGUCCCAGCCACACCUCAGGGCUCUCCUAUGAAAGAUCGCCUCAACCUCCCAAGCGUACUGGUGUUGAACAGCUGUGGAAUAACCUGUGCUGGAGACGAAAAAGAAAUUGCUGCUUUCUGUGCUCAUGUGUCGGAACUAGAUCUUUCUGACAACAAACUCGAAGACUGGCAUGAGGUCAGUAAAAUUGUGUCAAAUGUUCCCCAGUUGGAGUUUCUAAACCUGAGUUCCAACCCUCUGAAUUUGUCGGUUUUAGAAAGAACAUAUGCUGGGUCCUUCUCUGGGGUUCGCAAACUUGUCCUCAACAACAGCAAAGCUUCUUGGGAGACAGUCCACAUGAUACUGCAGGAGUUACCAGAUUUGGAGGAGCUCUUCCUGUGCCUUAAUGACUAUGAAACAGUGUCUUGUCCUUCUAUUUGCUGUCAUUCUCUUAAGCUACUACAUAUAACAGACAAUAACCUCCAAGACUGGACUGAAAUACGAAAGUUAGGAGUUAUGUUUCCUUCACUGGAUACACUCGUCCUGGCCAACAAUCAUUUGAAUGCUAUUGAGGAGCCUGAUGAUUCAUUGGCCAGGUUGUUUCCUAAUCUGCGAUCCAUCAGCCUCCACAAGUCAGGUUUGCAAUCCUGGGAAGACAUUGACAAACUAAAUUCAUUUCCCAAACUUGAAGAAGUGAGAUUAUUAGGAAUUCCUCUUCUGCAGCCAUAUACCACCGAGGAGCGAAGGAAAUUGGUAAUAGCCAGAUUGCCAUCAGUUUCCAAACUGAAUGGCAGUGUUGUUACUGACGGUGAGCGAGAAGAUUCUGAGAGAUUUUUUAUCCGUUACUAUGUGGACGUUCCGCAGGAAGAAGUGCCAUUCAGGUAUCAUGAAUUGAUCACAAAAUAUGGAAAGUUGGAGCCUUUGGCAGAAGUGGAUCUAAGACCCCAGAGCAGUGCCAAAGUAGAAGUCCACUUUAACGAUCAGGUGGAAGAAAUGAGCAUUCGUCUGGACCAAACCGUUGCAGAACUAAAGAAACAAUUAAAAACUCUAGUGCAGUUACCCACAAGCAACAUGCUUCUCUACUAUUUUGACCACGAGGCACCCUUUGGCCCAGAGGAAAUGAAAUAUAGCUCUCGGGCAUUGCAUUCCUUUGGCAUUAGGGAUGGAGAUAAAAUUUAUGUGGAAUCCAAAACAAAAUAACCUCUACCAGACUUGUAAAAAAUACACACAUAAGGACUUCUUGCAGGGCAUUUGUUUCCAUAUGGUUUUCUUUAGGAGGGAGAAGAUUAUUUUUAUUUUGUUUUAUUUUAUUUAGGUUUGGGGGAGGUUGUAUAUUUUUCCCCUAGAAUGGGUAGGGGGCUGUUUUUGGUAUUUUUUUUUUUUUACCAAGACUUCUUCAACUCAGUCAGCAGAAUUGGCUACAUCUCUAGUUCGUGUCUCCUCCCUCAUGAAAAAUGACUAAGAAAUCACCGUCUUCUUACUGUGCUCACUGGGAUUUGCGUCCUGCUUAGUUAUCAUUA
This is a messenger RNA of Rhinolophus ferrumequinum (greater horseshoe bat), 1800 nucleotides long. It is a transcript of the gene TBCEL, whose product is annotated as tubulin folding cofactor E like. Gene Ontology annotation, molecular function: alpha-tubulin binding. The transcript is spliced from 8 exons. NCBI's taxonomy places the organism in Eukaryota, Metazoa, Chordata, Mammalia, Chiroptera, Rhinolophidae. Bases 206 to 1480 code for a protein of 424 amino acids. Gene Ontology annotation, biological process: protein folding. The record is from RefSeq and is a predicted model, not a curated record.